UUCCAAGAGUGAAAUUCCACCUCUCCCUCUCUCUCUCUCUCAUGCCACACCUCACCUUCCUAUAUAUACUUUAAACCACCCUUCUCUUGCUACUCACAUUUUCAUCAAAAUACAAACUACAAACUUUUUUUCCUUUCUCACCAAUAUUCUGCAAAAUGCCAGACCAAUACCUUAAAGAACCUCGUACUGUUUCCAGAAAGUUCCUGGCAAGACCUCAACAUGAAGGUGUUGGUGCUGUUGUUAGAAGAAGCAUAGGAAGAUUUGAGCUCAAGUACUUCGAUCCUUUCCUUGUCUUGGAUGAAUUCUCAGUGGCUGCUCCUGCUGGGUUUCCUGAUCAUCCACAUAGAGGCUUUGAGACGGUCACAUACAUGUUACAGGGAGCUGUAACACAUGAAGACUUUGAAGGACAUAAGGGAACAAUCGAAGCCGGUGACUUGCAGUGGAUGACUGCAGGGAGAGGGAUAGUUCACUCAGAAAUGUCUGCUCCUUCUGCUCAAGGAACCCAAAAGGGUCUACAGCUCUGGAUUAACCUUGCUGCCCAGCAUAAAAUGAUUGAACCAAGAUAUCAAGAAAUGUUGAGCAAGGACAUAGCAGAAGCUGUGAAAGAUGGAAUCAAGGUAAGAGUGAUUGCAGGGGAAGCUCUUGGAAUUAAGUCUCCAAUCUACACAAGGACACCAACCAUGUACUUGGACUUUACUCUUAAACCUGGUGCACACUUGCAACAACUCAUACCAAAAUCUUGGAAUGCUUUUGUGUACAUCUUAGAAGGAGAGGGUGUAUUUGGAAACUCAAAAUCUCAGCCUACAACACCUCACCACAUUCUUCUUCUUGGUUCUGGGGAUGGCCUAGAGGCAUGGAACAAAUCUUCUAAGGCACUAAGGUUCAUUUUGGUUGGAGGUGAACCAUUGGGUGAACCUGUGGUGCAAUUUGGACCCUUUGUGAUGAACACUCAAGAAGAGAUUGACCAAACCAUAGAUGAUUUUGAGAACUAUACCAAUGGAUUUGAGAAAGCAAGACACUGGAAGUCUGAGAGUGCUGUUAGUCUUGAUUUUUAAUUUUGUUUAUUUGAUUUCAUAUUUGUUCUUUAUUUUGGGAAGAUGCAAUGCAAGGAAAAAUAAAUACUCCAGUCCCUUUUUUAGUUAUAA
Messenger RNA from Lotus japonicus, 1145 nucleotides. Its product is annotated as pirin-like protein. Lineage: Eukaryota; Viridiplantae; Streptophyta; Magnoliopsida; Fabales; Fabaceae. The transcript is spliced from 6 exons. The record is from RefSeq and is a predicted model, not a curated record. The coding region runs from base 156 to 1055 and encodes 299 amino acids.